Schizosaccharomyces japonicus yFS275 is the source of this 813-nucleotide messenger RNA. RefSeq names its product myosin II regulatory light chain Rlc1. The transcript has a single exon. Bases 162 to 677 code for a protein of 171 amino acids. Gene Ontology annotation, biological process: mitotic actomyosin contractile ring contraction. Gene Ontology annotation, cellular component: mitotic actomyosin contractile ring; cytoplasm; medial cortical node. Gene Ontology annotation, molecular function: myosin binding; calcium ion binding. Lineage: Eukaryota; Fungi; Ascomycota; Schizosaccharomycetes; Schizosaccharomycetales; Schizosaccharomycetaceae. The record is from RefSeq and is a predicted model, not a curated record.
GUUGGUGUAGCGAAACCCGUAGUGGCUUUGGUGGUGGUAAUCUUCUCGGGUAUGGCUCUCUAACAAGCAACUACAGUGCUGAAGGUAACGAACACAUCCCAGUUACCGUAUCACGUUUAUCUUCUUCCAGUGGUACACGUUUUUUUACAUACAUUGGACCCAUGACUUCAAAAAACAAACGUCUCCCUAAAAGCUUACCGUCUAAACUCGUCACUUCAAAACGAAUUAACUCGGGAACAUUUUCUCAAUUAACAACCUCACAGAUUCAGGAGUUGAAGGAAGCAUUUGCAUUACUGGAUAAAGAUGGUGAUGGUGUUGUAGACCGUGACGACUUGAAAUCCAUGUUGACUUCUCUGAAUCAAGACGCAUCUGACGAAGCGCUGGAUCAAAUGCUGUCCGAGGUCAAUCCUCCAAUUAAUCUGGCAUCUUUCCUCACUGCCAUAGGUUCUAUGCUUUGUAAGAUUUCACCUCGUGCAGAUCUUAUGGAAGCCUUUUACACAAUUGAGGAUACACAGAGCGGAAAAAUGAGUCUACGCUCCUUUGAAGAGGCUCUAAGUCGUUCUGGAUCUGAUAUUAAAGGUUCUGAGUUGGAGGAUGUCAUUCGUCCUUACACGAAUCAUGGAACAUUUUAUUAUGAGAAAUUUGUUAAUGCCAUAGCUGGAACAAAGGAAAACUAAUGUAUAGCUUAAUUAAAUUUGUGAUGUCAAACAGGCACACAGAGACAUAUAUUCACACAAGACAACAACAAAAUGAAAGCACCAUACGACUCCAUUACCUUCAAAAGAAAACACAUGCACUUAUGCCACCUCUUAA